AUGGGUAGCGCCGUAGCCGAGAAGACGGAGGAAGAGCUCCGGAAAGAGAUCGAAGAGCUCCAGCGCCAAGAGCAGGAGAUUGCAGAGAGGCUUCGUCCUCGUAGGGGUAUUCGCCGGGGAGGCUUUUUGGGCCCUGGUCCUCGGAAUUUCGCUGUCAAUGGCAAUCGCCAGCGCGGCUUUGUUCGACCCGCUGAAAGGACGAAAUCCGAAGACCAACCCCCAGCCAAAAGGCGGCUGUCUUCGGCUGUUGUUAAGCUUGAGGAUGGGGAGAUAAUUGAGGACGCUGCGGAGGCCGUGGAGGAAGCGAAAAAGAAGGAUUCAACUGCGGAAGGAAGUGCUGAAGCUGUCAAUGCAAGCCAGAGUGAGAAAAAGCAACCCGGUUGGUUUAGGAGUGAUGGCAAUCACAAACCAUCUAAGAUGGACCUGGAAAUACCUCCGAGAGUGCAUUUUCCGAGGGUAUUGCCUAAGAAUGAGGACCCGAGUUUGGUUAAUAGGAAUAAAAGAAUGCUGGGUCAGCUCUUGGGGACAUUGGAGAAAUUCAGGAAAGAAGACAUGAAACUUUCUGGCACAGAGGCUUACAUGCGGAGGUCAGAUUCUUUGAAAAGAGCUGAGCAAAGAGCACGUGAAGAAAGUGAAAAGCUGAGGCAACAGCAACGUGAACAACUUGCAGAAAAGCGGAAGAGAGAUCUGACUCUACGAGCACGUGUUGCUGCUAAGGCAGAAGAAAAGGAGUUGGAAUUGCUGUUUCUUCGGUGGAGUGAGCACCACAAAAAACUUGGCAGUUUUACCAGGACUAAGGCAGAGCCUCCGAUAUAUUUCAUGUUUGCCAAACCAAUGGAUGACGAUGCUACAUUGGCUGAACAGCGGAAGGAACAGGUAUUUGAGGAAUGGAAGGCUUCUAGGAGAGAGGAGCUUUCUCAAUACCAGAAGCAGAUUGGUGAACAGUAUCUUGCCAAUGUUGACAAGGAAUUCGAGAGGUGGCAAAAUGCAAGAAGAGGUAGGAAACCAACCGAUGAUAUGGCAAACUUACAAGAGACAAUGGACAAAGAACUGGAGACCCAUAGGCUAGAGCAUGGACCCAAGACACGAAAGAUCCCCGGUGGAAGCAACAAUGAAGAUGAAGAUGAUGUUGAAGACAUCAAUGUUGCAGAGGAUGACAUGAUGGAUGAUGUGCUGGAUGUCGAAGAGAACAGCAGGAGGGGUGGUGAUGAAACAGUGAAGCCAGAAGCAGCUAAUGUUAGCCCACAACCAGAUAAAAGGGAUCAGUAG
This is a messenger RNA of Ilex paraguariensis (yerba mate), 1269 nucleotides long. NCBI's taxonomy places the organism in Eukaryota, Viridiplantae, Streptophyta, Magnoliopsida, Aquifoliales, Aquifoliaceae. The record is from the annotation of a GenBank genome assembly.